Molecule: messenger RNA, 1050 nt
Organism: Armigeres subalbatus
Lineage: Eukaryota; Metazoa; Arthropoda; Insecta; Diptera; Culicidae
Product: glutamic acid-rich protein-like
Exons: 2
Coding region: 163-1050 (295 amino acids)
Source: RefSeq, a predicted model, not a curated record
GCACGUAUUUUCGGUUAGUGAACUUUGUUGGAACAACAACAAAGAUUGAUAAUAGUUAGUCAAUUUCUAUAAAGCAACCAUCGAGGAUGAACCACAAGUUCAAUUGAGCAACAAAAUACAUCCAUCAUAACCUUACAGAAAAGUUAAGUUUAUAUUAGAACUAUGCGGGUGGUUGCCACAGUGCUGUUCAGUAUUUCCGUGCUAGUGUUGGGAAGUGAAGCCGCAGCUCCGCAUAAAAAUGAGUGUGACUGUAAACGAAAAAUUAUGAAAGCUUCCACAUUGCCACUACCGGACUUUGAAAGUGUGAAGCACCACAGCAAAUUGCAUCCCAUGAAGGAUAUUUGCUCUAAAGUAGAUGUGGCUAACGUUCGUCCUAGCAGUGAUCCACUCGACGAAGCUCCAAAGUUUGCACCGUCGACAUCGUGCGAGUGUGGCUUUGAAAGUCAUAAACCUGCGCCAAUGAAAUAUCCAGCUGAUGUAAUAAGUCAAUACCUGGCUGCCGUCGCAGCCCGUAAAAAGACAAUCUCCGAAAGCGAUUUGUACUACCAUGGAUUACCCAUGAAACUACUUGACGAUCCCAAGAAAAAGUUAAAUGUACCAGAAGAACUACUAUAUAAAAUGAAUCUUCAGCCAAUUGAAUUGAAACCAACGAAAAAUAAAUAUGACCCCACGGCAGAUUUAUCCGAAGAUGUUCACCAUCCUUGUCAACCGGAUAAGCAAAUCUAUGCGGACAUCUGCUACGGGAAAGUUGAAGCAUCGGACCCAGCCCUCGAAGAAAUGAAACAGGAGGAGAUGCCUUGCCAAAUAUGUACGGAUCAUCACAUAGAAGAGGAAACUACAGAGCCCCCAGCGGAAACCGAAGAGGAGUGCGAUUCCGAGGAAGUUCCAGAUGAUUGCGACGAAGAUGAAGAAGACGAAGAUGACAUCGAUAACGAAUCGAUUGAACCGUUCGCCGAAGUCGAUGAACCAUGUGAUGAAGACGAAUAUCGGAAACGAUCAAUACGGCCAAGUACAUUUGAUAGGCGAAAAUCGUCGAAUCUGAGGAUUUAA